AUGGGUUCCUUAGUCUCAAAACUCUUCAAGAACCGAGAAAUGAGAAUAUUGAUGCUUGGGUUGGACAAUGCUGGAAAAACAACGAUACUUUACAAGUUGAAGCUUGGAAAGACUUCCAAGACUGUGCCCACAGUAGGGUUCAACGUAGAAACAGUCAAGCACAAAAAUGUAUCGUUUGCAGUGUGGGAUUGUGGUGGACAAGAGAGAAUCAGACCUUUAUGGAGACAUUAUUUCACUGGGACCAACGCGUUGAUCUAUGUCGUGGAUUCAAGCGAUCAGUCGCGGUUGGAAGAGUCAAAACAGGAGUUGUACAGGAUAAUAACUGACAAAGAAUUGAACAACUGUUUGCUAGUGGUGUUGGCCAACAAACAAGAUGUCGAUGGGGCCGUCAAACCAAAAGACUUGAUUGAAAAGUUUGAAUUGAAUAAGUUGAGUGGUAAUCAUACGUGGUCUGUCAUACCUACAGUGGCUAUAGACGGAACCGGGUUGGUGGAAACGCUUAAUUGGAUAUCGUCGCAUUCGAAAUAA
This is a messenger RNA of Lodderomyces margitis, 528 nucleotides long. It is a transcript of the gene ARF3, whose product is annotated as Arf3p. Bases 1 to 528 code for a protein of 175 amino acids. Gene Ontology annotation, molecular function: GTPase activity; GTP binding. The record is from RefSeq and is a predicted model, not a curated record. Lineage: Eukaryota; Fungi; Ascomycota; Pichiomycetes; Serinales; Debaryomycetaceae. The transcript is spliced from 2 exons. Gene Ontology annotation, cellular component: cytoplasm. Gene Ontology annotation, biological process: vesicle-mediated transport; intracellular protein transport.